CCCUACUUUGAAUUUCAUUGGCUGGAGAGGUUCGCCUAUGGUAGCGAGACAUUUUGAACUCGCGCUUGCGCGGAUAAUUUGAAUUUUGUUUCUGGAGAGAACAAGGGGCGGAUGUGUUAUGGUGAGCGGCGAGAGCUAGCGGAGACACCGGAGCGCCGCCAUGGACCUGCAGAGCUGUGUACAAAUGUUUGAAGCGCACAUCGAGGGAUACAAUGGAAAUGAUCCACUGGAACUAUGGGACAGAUAUUUACUUUGGGCUGAAGAGGCACUCCCUCCUCAUGAGAAAAGAAACAUUUUAUGUUUGUUGGAACGUCUAGUUCGAAGCUUCAUAGGAGACAAGAGAUACUACAAUGAUGAGCGAUACCUCAAAUACUGCCUGCGAUUUGCAGAAACAAUGGAUGAGCCUACUCAGUUCUUUGAGUACCUUUACAGCCAAGGCAUAGGUACCAGCUCUGCUAUUCUGCACGUUAUCUGGGCUCAGCAGCUGGAAGCGAAGGGUGACCUCCACAAUGCAAGUGUCCUCUAUACUAAAGCAAUGGAAAACAGAGUAGAGCCUAAGGACCUCUUGGAUAACCACUACAGAGCAUUUCAGAUGAGGCUUUCUCAAAAGAAUAAACCAGACCAAGAUAACUCUGUGCAGCCUCUUAGGGAAUCCAGGGUAGUAAAUCAGAUGGCGCCAGUGUCAGAGGUUGACCCAUCAUCCCUUGGCAAAUGCAGGAACUCUACAGCAAAUCAGAAUCCAGUAGUGAAAGAAUCUGAAGUGCCCGUCUGUCGAGAGGAGUCCAGUGUGAACAAAUAUGUAACUAUUUCCAGGUCAGCCGUGGUACCUCAGCCAGUUGCACCUUCAUAUUCAGAGAUGAAGCAAGUUCCCAUGUACUGUAAGGACAAGCUAGUCUGUGGGGAUUCUGAGAUGUCCCUUGAAGAAUUUAGAGCAAUCAUCUACAGAAAGAAACAGGAGCAGCGAGAGAAGAUGCAGCAGUGGGCGGAAGAAGACAAGAAAUACAAGUUAGUUAAAGAGGAAGCAGCUCUCUGUGAGCAUUUGCUAAAAGAGAAGAUGGAACAACUAAGCAGCUUACUAAGUGUACAAGUAUCAACAAGUCUGAUUCCUCCAGAACAGACUAAAACUGUGCAGCCUGUUCCUGGCAUGAUGGCACCACUGGGAUUAGAAUCAACUAGUUUUUCAGUGCAUACUGUUUCAAGCUUGCAUCAAGCUCCCAUAUCUGCAACUCCCAAAGAGACAGCUGCUCCUCCCUUGCCACAACCCUCUCCAUCUUUUGGAAUUGACCUGAGUUAUAGUCAAACGCCUCUUGAGCACCAGCAAUUAAUGCUUUCUGCUCCAGUGCAACAUGUUAACUCCAUACUUCAAAGAUCCGAUCCAGCAUUGCAACAGACUUCUCAUGUAGCAUUGGUCGACAAUAUGUUUAUGAAGUCAGCCACGCUCCCAGAGAGGUCAGCAUCUGUUAUUCCUGAUGUACCAAAACCUUUGGGUCCCAAUUCAAGUGCUGUAAUGGUAAAAUUACCUUCUGGGAUAAGAGAAGGAAACAUAUCUGGUUUAGCAAAUUCAUCACGUGUCACUCCUAAUACAUCGCUAGGAUUUGUGCAAGCAACUCCAUCCAAAGUCCUUCCAUCACCCACAGUUAACACGAAGGAAGCACUGGGUUUCAUAAUGGACAUUUUCCAGACUUCCACUGUCGCUGGCGAUGAAGAAGAGGACAACCCAUUUGAAGCUACUGAUCCAAACAAGCCUAAUAUUGAGGCCUUGUGCCGAAAUGACAACAACACAAGUUCUGCUGGAGGUGGUCUCAUUGGUCUGCAGAAUGUCGUUCCUGCAUUGCCUUCCACGUUUUGCAUCUUUGAAGAUGACGCUGCUAAAGGGACCACUCAAGUCAAACCAGUAGAAGGGAGACAUUUUGGAGAGCGCCCUGCACUAAAACCAGCUCUUAAAAAUGAGGAGGUUAAGGCCGCAGAGUCUCUGGUAGACGAUUGUACCAUAUGGGCUGCACGCUGUAACAAAACGUUGGCUCCUAGCCCCAACAGUACUGGAGACUUUGCGCUCGCAGCUCGACUUGCAUCAACUCCUGCCAGUGACAAACAGAUUUGGCAAACUACAAAAGAAAAAGAAAACACAAUGACUGUGGAUGAUGGCUGCCACAUGGCCUUUGACUAUUCUGAGGAUAAAAUUGUACAGGCAUCCAAAAUCAGGAAACUAAGCCCUAUUCAAGAACAAAGUCCUGAACAAUCUAAGAUAGCAGUCAAUGUCCCAUCGCCCUCCUCUUCUAGUAUGUUCCCUGUGCAGGAUCCACAGGUCGCUGUAGAGGCAGAUGAAGUUGAGCAGACUGAAAAGCGCCUGGCAGCAUGCAAGCUCUCAGAUACCUUACAGCGCAGCUCAGUGAACAUGGAAGACCCUUGGGGCAUAACAACGCAGCCAUUUACUGUAUAUGAUGAAGAGCCUGAGCUGGCCAUUGAAAAGCAAACAGAAGAAGGUGUCAUAGAACAAGUAAUAAUUGAGAAUGCCUGGGACGACAACCUGAUUGCCAGUUUUUUGUCUCAGCUACCAACACCUCUUAGCUCCCUAAGUGGUUAUCACCAUUGGCAAACAAAUGUCCCAUCCUUUAAAUUGAAAAUGGAAGCAAAACUGGGUUCACAAUCCUAUUAUGUUGAUAAUUUACUUGGAGAGGGAGCUUUUGCACACGUGUAUCAAGCAUCCAGAUUUGAUAUACAGACGCAGAGCAAUCAGAAAGUCAUUUUAAAGGUUCAGAAGCCAGCAAAGCCAUGGGAGUUCUACAUUGGAACACAGAUUACACAACGAAUGAAGCCAGAGUUAAGGCAUCUCUAUAUCAGUUUCCAUUCUGCACAUAUAUUUUACAAUGGGAGUGUACUGGAGGGAGAUCUUUACAGUUAUGGGUCAUUACUGAAUGCAAUCAAUUUGUACAAGAAGUUGACUGAGAAAGUGAUGCCAGUGCCACUAGUCAUGUAUUUUGCUAUCAACAUCUUAUAUAUGGUUGAGCAACUUCAUGACAUUGGUAUCAUCCAUGGAGACGUCAAACCUGACAAUUUUGCACUGGGAGAGAAGUUUAUGGAUAAUGAAUCUGUUAACCUGGACCUUUUAUCCCAUGGACUGGCACUGAUCGAUCUAGGUCAGAGUAUAGAUAUGACCCUCUUCCCCAAGGGAACAGCAUUCACUGGAAAGUGUGAGACAUCAGGAUUUCAGUGUAUUGAAAUGCUCACCAACAAGCCAUGGAAUUAUCAGACUGACUACUUUGGAGUAGCGGGAACAGUUCAUUGCAUGCUAUUUGGCAACUACAUGAAAGUCCGUGAGGAGCAUGGGGCAUGGAAGACAGAAGGCAAUUUUAGAAGAUUAGCAAAUGGAGAGUUGUGGUUAGACUUUUUCCAUACAUUGCUGAAUAUCCCCGAUUGUCACAGCCCAUCUCCACUCAAACAUUUACGCGAGAAACUGACUCUAACCUUCCAGACAAUGUACAGUAAGAAAAUAAAAUCUCUGCGCAACAGACUUGUUAUUCUGCUUCUAGAAAACAAGCCGUCAAGGAAGUAAUCUGGACAAAAAUUUUAUCCUAAAAGAAAAAACUAUUUUUUUAUGUGAUGGACAGCAAAAGUGUUUCUUAUCCGUUUCUAUAGUUUUAUGGUAUUAAAGUCUUUUUUUAUAAUGGCAUUGCAUGAACUUGGACACAAAUUUUAGAGAGUAUCACUCACUUCAACCACAGUAUUGCAGUCAUCACCAAACUCCUUGGAAGUCCUUUUUUUUUUUUUUCUUCUGGGCUUGUUCAUGCAGAUGCCAAUAAAAAUUCAGGUGAGACAAUCUGAAGAUAAAAUGCCAGAUUUUUCCAACAUUGUAAAAGAUGCAAAAUCCUUGUCAGCAAUCUGUGUUCAACGGCCGCAGUAGAAGGUAAAAGUGCUCUAAAAGUGUAUAAAUAGUCUUAAAGGGGUACUCUGCCCCUAGACAUCUUAUCCUCUA
Messenger RNA from Hyla sarda, 3973 nucleotides. It is a transcript of the gene BUB1, whose product is annotated as BUB1 mitotic checkpoint serine/threonine kinase. The transcript is spliced from 25 exons. NCBI's taxonomy places the organism in Eukaryota, Metazoa, Chordata, Amphibia, Anura, Hylidae. Gene Ontology annotation, biological process: protein phosphorylation; mitotic spindle assembly checkpoint signaling; meiotic sister chromatid cohesion, centromeric. Bases 161 to 3553 code for a protein of 1130 amino acids. Gene Ontology annotation, molecular function: ATP binding; protein kinase activity. The record is from RefSeq and is a predicted model, not a curated record.